UUCUAAGCCUUCAGUUGCGCUUGCACAAAGCACAUCAAUGGAUCUCUUCAUAGUCCUGGUGAUUUGUCUUUCUUUUUUGAUUUUCCUUUUUCUAUGGAACCAAAGGUAUGCCAAAGGGAAGCUGCCACCUGGCCCUACCCCUCUCCCCAUCAUUGGGAAUAUUCUACAGAUAAACAUUAAGGAUGUCACCAAAUACAUAAGCAAGCUAGCAGAAGUCUAUGGCCCUGUGUUCACUGUGUAUAUUGGCAUGAAGCCCACCGUGGUGUUAUAUGGAUAUGAAGCAGUGAAGGAAGCUCUGAUUGAUCAGAGUGAGGAGUUCUCUGGCCGAGGCAGUUUACCAAUAGUAGACAGAAUCAACCAGGGAUUAGGUACGCUUCUAUCUCGGGAGUAUGUGGCACAGAACUUAUCAUUAACUGGCUCGACUUUUCUUACAGUGAAUAUGGCCUUCCUCAGCCUCCUGAGUUAUGACCACCCAGGCUCUGCUCCAUCCCACCUAACUGUGGAGACCUCAUACGCUUGGGCAUCUCCGUGUGAUCCAGCUUUCCUUCUGAGCUGUGCUCCCUGCAAUGUGAUCUGCUCUAUUAUCUUCCGGAACCGUUUUGAGUACAGUGAUGAGGAAUUUCUAACUAUGAUAAAAUAUAUUAAUGAAAAUGCAAGACUUGUAAGCACCUCCUGGAUAGAGCUCUACAAUGCUUUCCCCUCUUUAAUACAUUAUCUCCCAGGAAGUCAUAACACAAUAUUUAGAAACAUGAUUGAGCAAAGAAAGUUCAUUUUCGAGAACAUAAAGAAACACCAAAAAUCCCUUGACCUCAGUAACCCUCAAGACUUUAUUGAUUACUUCCUGAUUAAAAUGGAAAAGGAAAAGCACAAUAAGCAGUCUGAAUUUACCAUGGACAGCUUGAUCACUACCAUUUGGGAUGUAUUUACUGCUGGAACAGAGACAACAAGCAUGACUUUGAGAUAUGGACUCCUGCUCCUGCUGAAGCACCCAGAGGUCACAGCUAAGGUCCAGGAAGAGAUUGACUGUGUGAUUGGCAGACACCGGAGCCCCUGCAUGCAGGACAGGAGCCGCAUGCCCUACACGGAUGCCGUGGUGCACGAGAUCCAGAGAUACAUCGACCUGGUGCCCAGCAACCUGCCCCAUGCAACAACUCAGGACGUUAAAUUCAGAGAAUACAUUAUUCCCAAGGGCACAGCCAUAGUAACAUCUCUGACUUCUGUUCUGUAUGAUGGCAAAGAGUUUCCCAAUCCAGAGCAGUUUGACCCUGGUCACUUCCUGGAUGAAAGAGGCAACUUUAAGAAGAGUGACUACUUCAUGACUUUUUCAGCAGGAAAAAGAGUUUGUGUUGGAGAAGGCCUGGCCCGCAUGGAGGUGUUUUUAUUCCUGGUCAGCAUUUUACAGCAUUUUACUUUGAAAUCUCUGGUUGAUCCAAAAGACAUUGACACUACCCCAGCCCUCAAAGGGAUAGGCUCUAUACCACCGUUCUAUGAGGUCCGUUUCAUUCCAGUCUGAACAAAGGCCAGCUAGAUGCAUGCUAUCCUGUGUUAGCUAUUACUCUGCUCUCCCUUAACAUCAGGAAAGACAUUCCUGAGCCCUGCCUCUUCUAAUUUUCUUUAAGAUUCGGUUCAAAUUUCCCUGCAUGAAAUACAGCUCAUUGUGUCAUUGUCAGUAAAAUUGUGUCUUACAAUUUUGAGGUCUUAAUCUACAUCUCAUCUACGGUGUAUACUGAAUGAAAGAUAUCUUAUAAAUGUCAUAUUUUGUUUUAUGAAAGUUAAAAUUGCAAAUUAUCUCAUGCAUUAAAAUAUUUAAUAAUAUAUAAAAUGUACUCAUCUCUUAUUCCUAUUUAGCUCUCCAGGGGAAUGCUCCCUUGACACUUCGGCAUGUAUAAUUGCUGUUUCUUCCCAGUGUUUAUUAAAAUGUAACUAUGUG
This is a messenger RNA of Vicugna pacos (alpaca), 1930 nucleotides long. The record is from RefSeq and is a predicted model, not a curated record. NCBI's taxonomy places the organism in Eukaryota, Metazoa, Chordata, Mammalia, Artiodactyla, Camelidae.